CGCUGGAAGGGCCAGUCCUGGCCCUCCUAGUCAGCGAGCUCAGGCAGAGAGAGUGCCGCAGUGCCCGCGGAGAAAGGGCCUGGCUGGGGUUCAGCCAGCUGGGUUCCCAGGAUGCUUGGGCCCAGCUCGGUUCUGUGACCCGGGCAAGUCCUUUCCUCCCCAGCCCGUUUCCUGCCUGCUGAGCGGAGAGAGUAAAACCAGGCCUUUUGCCACGCACCGGGGUUCGCGCGCCCCGCAUUUGGCAAUGCACCUGUUUUUCUGGCAUACCUGGUUGUGCAAUGCGCGCGUCCAAGGGCCGCUGAGCAGCGAAAGCCGACACACCCACAGGGCGCUCCCGGAGCCGAAGCUCAGACCCUCCCACCAGCGGGAGGCGGCCGGGGAGCCGGAGGCGGCAGUACCCUGUGCCUUCCCGCGCGGCCCCUCGCCUCCCGCGCCGGGCUCGCCCCAGCCACGGCACCCACCCCCCUCACCGCAGCCUCCGGGGGCAGGGGCAAGGCCCGGGGAGCAGGGGGGCUGCCAUGGCGGAGCCGGAGGCCGCGGCCGAGAACCUGGACGCCCUCGUCGACGACCUGGACUACCUGCCGGGCCACUUCCACCUGGAGAUGCAGCUGAACUUUGAGCCGCGCUCGCCGGCCUCGCUCCGCGCCCGGGACCUGAAGCUGCAGCGGGACGGCCUCCGGCAGGAGCUCGAGCUGGCGGCCGCCCCGCAGCGCCCCGCCGUGCGCCACCUCCUAGGCGCCUUCGCCUUCUACCUGGAGGAGCUGGACGAGGCCCGCGAGCGCUUCCUCGAGGUGGCCCGCGAGGACCCGGGCAACCUCAACGCCUGGGCCAACCUGGUGCACGUGUACGGGCGGCUGGGCCAGGAGGAAGACGAGGAGGCGUGCGCCGGGCGGCUGGCCGGCCUCAUGGGCCUGGCGGCCGAGGGCCAGGCGGCCGGGGACCCUCGGCUCCGCGCCGCGCGCUGCCUGGCCGAGCAGGGCUACGCGCACGGCUUCGACGUGGGCUGCGCCAGCCCGGAGGAGCGAGCGCGGGUACUGGCCGCCGGCAUCGCGCUCUACGACAAGGCGCUGGGCUACGGGCAGCAGAUCCCAGCGGAGGAGAAAAGGGGCUGGUACUUCACCAUGGCUACGCUCUUCAUCAGGCUAGAUGGCAUCUUCCUGGAGCUGGGCAGUGAGGAGCAGAAGAGGCUGCCUGCCUUCAACCGCACGCUGGCCCUGCUCCGGCAAGUGCUCAAGUCCUCAGACCCCCACCACCAAGCUCUGGCCUGGUGCUACCUCGGGAUGCUGCUGGAGAGGAAGGACACCUUCUCCACCACCCCCAUGGGUGUCCACGACUGCGGGUACUCGGGAACCGACCCCCUGGACUGCUUUGGCAAGGCCAUUGAGAUAGCCAAGGACCAACCCCCCAUCCUGAAUCGCCUGGCCAAAAUCUUCCACUUCCUAGGGAAGCAGGAUAUGGCCAUUGGAACCUGCAACAUGGCUCUAGAUGUCCUACGGGAUCCGGAGCUCAACUGGCAGGCAUACUGCACAAGGGCCAAGAUCCACCUCAGAGCCUACCUGCACGACCUGGAGCGAGCCAAGAUGGGGCUCGGGGGCAUGCCUGACAGGAACCACCUGGCCUGUGCCAAGGCCGACCUGGAGGAAGUGGUCAAGGUGUGCCCGGGCCUCAAGACCUACCUGGACAUUGGCCAGGUCUACUACUACAUGGGCGUGGACGCGGUGCAGGAGCUGCUGGCGGUGGACGAGGCGGCGCUGAACCAGGCGCUCGUCUUCCUGGCCAAGGCAGGCGAGUCGGAGCUGGGCGCCACGCUGCCCGAGCUGCAGCUGCUUAGGGGCAAGUGCCUGCGCAUCAAGGGCGAGGAUGCCAACGCGGCGGCCUGCUUCAAGCGCGCCGUGGAGCUGGACGACGCGGGCUCCAGCCACACCGAGGGCUUCGGCUGCCUGCUCGAGGCGCUGCUGGCGCAGUGGAGCCAGGAGCAGCUGAGCGACGCCGAGCUGGGCCGCGAGGUGGACGCGUGGCUGCGCCGCGCCCAGGGCAAGUACCCCGCGGCGCGCCUGCGCCAGGAGCUGCAGCGCGUGUGGCGCGGCCACACGGGCGAGGUGCUGGGGCUGGCCCGGGCCUUGGUGGCCCAGGGACGGCCGGCGCUGGUGCGACUGCUCUUCGAGACCAUGGAGCAGGAUGGCGAGGGCUCGGGCGUGCCGCGGGGCCGCCGCGCCUUCUCCCUCUAAGGGCCCUCGAGGCCCCGCCCCGCCGAGGCCCACCUUCAGCUGAUUGGGCCGGGUCUGGGCGCUCAAAACGGGCCCGCCCUGCCAUAGGCUGGCUGCUGAGCCGAGCCAAUUAGAUUCUCUUCCGGGUAUUGGGAGGGACGUUGAGAAACCGGGGUGGUUUGGCAUGCCCAGCGAGGCACAGAGGGCUGAUUAAGGACCGCAGGGAGGUAGGUAAGGCCCCUGGGAAACUGCCUGAUGAAGGGCCGAAUUGUGCAAAUAUGCGGAAAAAGUAAGAUGGAUGCAAGAUACCGAAGGUAAUUGCCCCCAUUUGGGCGGCUCUUUAGUCCCCGUGCGCAAUCCUUGAGGCCGGAGUUCCUGUCUUUGAGUUGCCGUGAGCCACACUCUAUCCUUGUAAUAAAGCCCCCUGUACAUACAUU
Messenger RNA from Panthera uncia (snow leopard), 2644 nucleotides. It is a transcript of the gene TTC22, whose product is annotated as tetratricopeptide repeat domain 22. Bases 519 to 2228 code for a protein of 569 amino acids. Gene Ontology annotation, molecular function: protein binding. The transcript is spliced from 7 exons. Lineage: Eukaryota; Metazoa; Chordata; Mammalia; Carnivora; Felidae. The record is from RefSeq and is a predicted model, not a curated record.